Molecule: messenger RNA, 1274 nt
Organism: Bradysia coprophila
Lineage: Eukaryota; Metazoa; Arthropoda; Insecta; Diptera; Sciaridae
Product: trypsin-like
Biological process (GO): proteolysis
Molecular function (GO): serine-type endopeptidase activity
Source: RefSeq, a predicted model, not a curated record
UACGAAAUCCACUAAAUCUUGGGAUUAAUGAAACAUUUCCACCGACAACAUAAACGUAUUUCAUGGCUCAAAAAAUUGUGCCGACCUCAGUCUGUUCACGAAUAGCGCCAGGAUGAGGCUACAGAUUAUUUUAUGCGCAUUUAUUGCGUACGGAGUCAGUGGUAAUGUUAUAAUAGAAAAUGAUGAACAAAUUGUUCCGUUAAUUGUUGGCGGAACUCCUGCUGCAGCUGGUGAAUUUCAAGGAAAAAUUUCCCUCCAAUACACCGAUGGCACACAUAUUUGCGGAGGAACGUUAAUAGACCCGGGACAUGUCCUAACAUCAGCAACAUGUGUAACGAAUCAAUGGGGCGACGUACUUCAUCCCAGUGAGUAUCGACUGAUGGGGGACGAUCUUACGAUUAGCGUAAUAUCGGGAAAUGCGAAUCGACAAAUUCGUCUAGCGACACACGUUUUUGUUCAUCCUGAAUUCAAUCUGAACAGAACGGAGCACGAUAUUGCUGUUAUCAGAGUUAACGAGACAUUCACUCCGUCAAUAACAUUUAAUCCGGUUCCACGGGGACAGGAUUCACCGGGAGUAAAUACACAAUGCAGUGUUGCAGGAUGGGGAUCAACGGCACAGAGCGCUGGGAAUUCUUUCACUUUGAUGCGAGUUAAUGCAGUCGUUAUAUCUCGAGCUGUUUGCAAUUCUAAUACUUCUUAUGCUGGAUCAGUUCGUGGUGGUAUGUUUUGCGCAGGAAAUAUUGCUGGUGGACAGGGCACUUGUCAGAAUGAUGAAGGCGGUGGAUUGAUUUGCAACAAUGCAGUAUUUGGAGUGGUGUCAAGGGCUCAAGGCUGUGCUGUAGCAAAUUUUCCCACCAUCUAUACGGAUGUAGCGGUUUACAACACUUGGAUCGAUUCGAUAAUAAAUUGGAACGAAGGAGAACAUGAAAUUGUGCCGACUCCAACGUCAAUAACUAGCACUACAACACCUGUACCUACGACUACAAUACCUACAACUACUCCAUAUCCUGACGAUGCAGCCAUCGUCGCCAAGUCUAUGUACUUGUUCGUUGCUUGUUUGACUAUCCUGCUUUUUAGAUAAAAUCAGUGAAACAACAGAGACUAGGAAAAGUAGAUAAGAAUGUGUCGAUUUAAUUGGUAUCAAUUAGCUUGUGGAAGAAUUUGCGACCGUAAUGAUGUGAGUUACUAUGUCUCCAAUUUCUAUUAAUACGAACACCAAUCACAAUACAUAACGAAUCGGUCCUGUCUGUCGAAUAAAAUAUUAUUUCGCUGUA